Messenger RNA from Rhineura floridana, 935 nucleotides. RefSeq lists its product as uncharacterized. NCBI's taxonomy places the organism in Eukaryota, Metazoa, Chordata, Lepidosauria, Squamata, Rhineuridae. Gene Ontology annotation, biological process: phagocytosis, recognition; phagocytosis, engulfment; positive regulation of B cell activation. The record is from RefSeq and is a predicted model, not a curated record. Gene Ontology annotation, cellular component: immunoglobulin complex, circulating; external side of plasma membrane; blood microparticle. The coding region runs from base 24 to 935 and encodes 303 amino acids. Gene Ontology annotation, molecular function: antigen binding; immunoglobulin receptor binding. The transcript has 5 exons.
CUGACCCAGACCAUCCCUCCGCUAUGCCAUCCUUCUUGCCAAUACUCCUUGCACUGGCUGCCUCCUCACAAUGUGCUCUCUCACAGGUGGUUCUGACUCAGUCGGAUCCAGUAUUGAAGAAACCUGGAGAAUCCCAUAAACUGACUUGUGCCGUCACUGGGUUUGAUCUUAGCAGCACCUGGAUGAACUGGGUCAGACAGAAACCCGACAAAGGUCUAGAAUGGCUUGUGGACUAUUAUGGAACAGCUUCUGGGCAGAGUUAUUAUUCCCCUGCAAUCCAAGGGCGAUUCACAGCCUUGAAAAGUGGCUCCAACUUCUAUCUUCAAAUGAAUAAUCUGAACGUAGAAGACACAGCUGUGUAUUACUGUGCAAGAGACACAGAAACACCCCGUUCUAGGAUCCAUCCAUUACUCCCGUUCCUCAUUACCAAGUUGGUGUAUCUUAUCUUUAGCAUUAUGCAUUUCUUGCUGCCCUUCUUGUUUUCUCUGUUAACCUUGCCAAGAUGGACUUUAUCUGAUGUCCAGCUCACAUCUUCUGGGCCAGGAACAGUGAGACCUGGAGAAAAUCUCAGGCUGGUCUGUACAGUUACAGGUGUCUCCAUCACUGACGCAGCUUAUGCUUGGAAUUGGAUCCACCAGCCUCCUGGGAAAAGUGUAGAAUGGAUUGCAACAAUAUACCCCUAUAAUGGGAAUAAGCUUCAUAAUGCUUCUUUUAAGAGUCGUGCAACCAUUUCUUCCGACACCUCCAAAAAUGAGUUCUUCCUCCAGCUGAACUCCCUUACAGAGGUUGAUACAGCUGUCUAUUACUGUGCCAGACAUGCCACAGGAGAAAAUGAGUGGGAAGGAGCCACAAUUAUUGCUAUCAGCUCAUUAGCCUGCAUCUUCCCUUUGGUUGGCAUGGAGGAAUGGCCCCAGCGGCAGAGGGAAAGUCACUGA